AGAGUUAGACCUCUUGUCGCUCUUCCUUCUUUGGCUGCUCCGGCCACAACACAAGGUGGGGCACAAAAAGUCGGCUGCUCGUCCAACUUGAUUUUCUAUCACUGCGCUGUAUGGCGGGUAACUUUGCAAGCAAGUGAAAGAAGUACUAACAGGUGUCGCUGUGAGGUGUCAUGGCCUCGAGCAAAAACAAGAACCAGACGUCUCUGGCGCUCCACAAGGUGAUCAUGGUGGGCAGCGGCGGUGUUGGGAAAUCCGCCCUCACGCUGCAGUUCAUGUAUGACGAGUUUGUGGAAGAUUAUGAGCCCACCAAGGCCGACAGCUACAGGAAGAAGGUGGUCCUAGACGGAGAGGAUGUCCAGAUUGACAUUCUGGACACGGCGGGGCAGGAGGACUACGCCGCAAUCAGGGACAACUACUUCCGCAGCGGAGAGGGAUUCCUGCUGGUUUUUUCCAUCACCGAAUACGAGUCCUUUGUGUCCACAGCAGAGUUAAGGGAACAGAUUCUGCGCGUGAAGGAAGAGGAAAGCAUUCCCAUGCUGCUGGUGGGGAAUAAGUCGGACCUGGAGGAGCGGCGAAAAGUCACUGUUGAGGAGGUGAUGGAAAAGGUCAACGAGUGGCGCGUUCAGUAUGUGGAGACUUCAGCUAAGACAAGAGCCAACGUGGAUAAGGUGUUCUUCGACUUGAUGCGUGAGGUGCGCAUGAAGAAAAUGGCCGAGGGCAUGGACAAAAAUGGGCCAAGUGGAAAGAAGAAGAAAAAGCGCUGCUGCAUUCUUUAACGCGCUACAGAGCAGGCCGAGAACACAAAUGCUGCUGACGGACGACAAUCACCCAGAGAGCUCUUCUCAAUCAGGGCCUAAAACGUGGCCACUUUUUGUCAUCCGAACACAGGUUGUGCUAAAACAGUCCAAAGUGUCAAUUUACCUGCGUGUGGACAUUUGCUUGCUUGGUUUACGCUCCGUUUCACACCUUUUGAUCAUGAACGUAUUUGACAUUCUCCCCACGCUUCAGCGGUCACCUUCUAAACAUGACAUAGAUCACGCCGGGAUCAAUCUAUGUGUUCACUACAGACACAACAUGGGAAAAAAAAAAACACGAUUUGAUAAUAAAAGAACCUCACUUGUGUUUUGUA
This is a messenger RNA of Syngnathus typhle (broad-nosed pipefish), 1129 nucleotides long. Its product is annotated as ras-related protein O-RAL-like. Gene Ontology annotation, biological process: Ras protein signal transduction. Gene Ontology annotation, cellular component: plasma membrane. The coding region runs from base 171 to 776 and encodes 201 amino acids. NCBI's taxonomy places the organism in Eukaryota, Metazoa, Chordata, Actinopteri, Syngnathiformes, Syngnathidae. Gene Ontology annotation, molecular function: GDP binding; GTPase activity; GTP binding. The transcript has 5 exons. The record is from RefSeq and is a predicted model, not a curated record.